Molecule: messenger RNA, 5431 nt
Organism: Ictalurus furcatus (blue catfish)
Lineage: Eukaryota; Metazoa; Chordata; Actinopteri; Siluriformes; Ictaluridae
Gene: nsfb
Product: N-ethylmaleimide-sensitive factor b
Exons: 22
Coding region: 201-2444 (747 amino acids)
Biological process (GO): SNARE complex disassembly; Golgi to plasma membrane protein transport; intra-Golgi vesicle-mediated transport
Cellular component (GO): Golgi stack
Molecular function (GO): ATP hydrolysis activity; ATP binding
Source: RefSeq, a predicted model, not a curated record
AAAACCUUCCUAUGUGUUAUUAUAGUGCAUUACUUCAUGCGAGGACUCCAUUCAUUCCUACGCUGUAAAAGUGCACUUAUAUAGGCACGUCGGAUUAAUUUGGAUUGGUUCUUAUCAGUUGUGGUCAGCUGCUAGAGAGCUAAUCACUACCUGUUAGUUUAUGCAGAAUUGCUGUUGAUCAGCCAAAAAAAUACAACAAGAUGGCUGGCAGGACCAUGCAAGCAGCGCGAUGUCCGACUGACGAACUCUCGCUGACCAACUGUGUGGUAGCCAAUGAGAAGGACUACAAGUCAGGACAGCAUGUGAUGAUCAGGACCACGCCCACGCACAAGUACAUCUUCACUGUCAGGACGCAUCAGAGCGUGGUGCCUGGAACCCUCGCGUUCAGCUUACCCCAGAGGAAAUGGGCGGGUCUCUCUCUCAAUCAAGAUGUUGAAGUCAGCAUUUACAACUUCGACUUGUCCGAGCAAUACAUUGGAACUACGACUCUGGAAAUCGACUUCCUGCAGAAGAAGAACGUAGACAGCAACUCUUAUGACUCGGACAAGAUGGCCAUCGAGUUGAUCCAGCAUUUUAACUCGCAGGCGUUCUGCGUGGGCCAGCAGUUCGUGUUCAGCUUCUGUGAAAAGGUCUUUUUGUUGGUAAUCAAAGACAUGGAGGCGAUGGACCCCAGCAUCCUGAGGGGCGAGCAGAGCUCCAGCAAGAAAAACAAGAUCGAGGUCGGCUUGCUGCACGGUAACAGUCAGGUGGUUUUUGAGAAGGCAGAGAGCUCCUCCAUCAACCUGAUUGGUAAGGCGAGGUCUAGAGGCGCUCGACAGUCCAUCAUUAACCCCGAAUGGAACUUCGAGCGGAUGGGAAUCGGAGGCCUGGACAAGGAAUUCUCCGACAUCUUCCGCAGAGCCUUCGCCUCUCGGGUUUUCCCUCCGGACAUCGUGGAGCAGAUGGGCUGUAAGCACGUUAAAGGUAUUUUGCUGUUCGGGCCUCCUGGCUGCGGUAAGACCCUGAUGGCGCGUCAGAUCGGGAAGAUGCUGAACGCCCGAGAGCCCAAGGUGGUCAACGGCCCCGAGGUCCUCAACAAAUACGUGGGAGAGUCGGAGGCCAACAUCAGGAAACUGUUCGCUGAUGCAGAGGACGAGCAGAAGAGGCUGGGAGCCAAUAGCGGACUGCACAUCAUCAUAUUCGAUGAGAUCGAUGCCAUUUGCAAGCAGCGAGGGAGCAUGGCAGGGAGCACCGGCGUCCACGACACCGUCGUCAACCAGCUUCUGUCCAAGAUCGACGGUGUGGAGCAGCUCAACAACAUCCUGGUUAUAGGCAUGACCAAUCGACCUGACCUGAUCGACGAAGCUCUGCUGAGACCUGGAAGACUGGAGGUCAAGAUGGAGAUUGGUCUGCCGGACGAGACGGGCCGUUUGCAGAUCCUGAACAUCCACACGGGCAAAAUGAAGCAGGCCAAGCUGCUGGGGUCUGACGUGGACAUUAAGGAGCUGGCCGUCGAGACCAAGAACUACAGCGGGGCGGAGUUAGAGGGGCUCGUACGAGCAGCGCAGUCCACGGCCAUGAACCGUCACAUCAAGGCCAGUGCUCGGGUGGAGGUGGACACUGAAAAGGCCCGGUCGCUGCAGGUCACCCGGACUGACUUCUUGACGUCGCUCAAUAAUGACAUCAAACCCGCGUUCGGAACCAAUCAGGAGGAUUACUCCAGCUACAUCCUGAACGGCAUUGUGAAGUGGAGUAACGUCGUGUCGGAUGUCCUGGGAGACGGGGAACUGCUGGUGCAGCAGACCAAAAACAGCGAACGCACGCCGCUAGUGACGGUGCUGCUGGAGGGUCCGCCUCACAGCGGGAAGACCGCAUUGGCAGCUAAAAUCGCUGAGGACUCGCAGUUCCCCUUCAUCAAAAUCUGCUCUCCAGACAAGAUGAUCGGCCACUCGGAGAUCGCCAAGUGCCAGGCCAUCAAGAAGAUAUUCGAUGAUGCCUAUAAGUCCCAGCUGAGCUGCGUGGUGGUGGACGAUAUCGAGCGGCUCCUGGAUUUUGUUCCGAUCGGACCUCGUUUCUCAAACUCGGUUCUGCAGGCCCUGCUGGUGCUGCUGAAGAAGGUGCCUCCUCGUGGUCGUAAGCUGCUGAUCUUGGGCACCACCAGCCGUAAGGACGUGCUGCAGGAGAUGGGCAUGCUGGACGCCUUCAGCACAACCAUCCACAUCCCCAACAUCUCCAGAGGAGAUCACCUGAUCGAGGCCCUGGAGCUGCUGGGAGGCUUCCAGGAAGAUGAACGUGCGCAGAUUGCUAAGGAAGUGAAAAGCAAGAGAGUGUGGCUCGGCAUUAAGAAGCUUCAGAUGCUCAUUGAGAUGUCCCUGCAGAUGCCACAUGAGUACAGAGUUAAGAAGUUUUUGGCUCUGCUGACAGAAGAGGGCGCAUUGGGCUCUGAUAAGCAGGUGACCUUAUAAAGCGCCGCCGCUGGAGCACGGCCACACACCCGCCGGCUGUCACGGCGUGCCAUGCCGAGUGCUGCUGCGGAAUCGACGCCGUCACGCCGUCCCGUCCAACACAAGCUCUCCGGGUUAGCGACUCCACCGAACACUGCACACGGACACUGGGGUGUGUGUGUACACACUGCGGUGAUCAGUGCUAUAGUGGUGAAGGCUGCUAACACCCCCAUCCAAACUGGAUUUGUGUGUAUGUGUGUGUGUGUGUGUGUGUGUGUGUGUAAAUAAGGUAUGUUGAAGUUGAUUAGUGUGUGUAUAUGCUUACCCUAGGCAUUAAACAUUCCUGUUUAAUCUAAAGUGGUGCCUUAGUCAUUAUGCCAUGUGUUUGAGGUGAAAAAAAAUCCAAAUGACGAAUUACAGUUAGACUCGUAUUCUUUGUGAAAGACUUCUGGAAUUUUCCUCAUUUUAGCUCCAUGAUGGACUGUAGGCGUGUGAGAUGAAACGAUAUUAUCGUCCCUGAACGAUUGGCGAUUUUAUAUUACCUUAUAUUACCAAACCUGCCAGCCGUUAUGAUUUUUGCUACGCUUUAAACAAAAAAAUACUCUUCUUUUUGUUUUGUUUUGUUUGUUUGUUUGUUUUUUAAGCAUCAACCGUAUAAAUGUCUGCCAUUUUUUUUUUUUUUUUUUUUUGCUGUAUAAAAGUGCCAUAUUGAACAUUUAUCACUGCAGAAUCACUUAAAAAUCCACUUUAAACCUGUAAUUGGUAGAAAUAGUAGCCUUUUAAAAAAAAAAAAAAAAAAUUUAUUAUUAUUUUUUUUUGAGGUUCUGGUAGAAUCAUAAUCAAUAUCUCACAACCCUAAUACGUUGGUUUCUCUCGUACAGCGUGUCGCGUAAGUGUGGCUAAUGCGAUACGCUGUCCGACUAAUCUCCUUUUUAAAUCCUUUACAGAUUUCUCUGGCGGAUUCCUUUAUUUAUUUAUUUAUUUUUACGUCACUAAAUCCCGAGUUAUACUUUUCCAAUUAAAAAAAAAAAAAGAAGAAGAAGAAAGAAGCAGCAGCUCCUUGGUCUUCAUGACGAUGUUUGUUUAGAGAUGUUCUAAACAAAUACAUGAAUUCAAGGGGGCGAAUACUUAUGCGCGCAACAAAAGUAAUGGCGCCCUUUUAAAGACGCGAGCGUUAACGUGGUGCUGAUUUAAUGCACGCUGCGCCGUUUAGCUGUCAUUCUGGACUCGCUGUGGUCUUUUAUGGAGUUUUGCGUGCGUGACCGAGCGUAGAUCAGCUGUACUGUAUUGACGAUCUACGGCUGAUUUGGCAUUUAUCGACAUACGCGUGGGAGUAUGAAGAAAAUCGGCGUUCGUGAAGCCGCUAUGAAUCCCAUGAGACGUUUUAGUACGGUAAAAUCUUUUACACACAAUGAGUCCCUAAAGUUAGCUGUAGAAAUUCUAACGUUUCUAUUCGAGCCAUCAUGACAUCACUGAUCAUGCUUGUCUGAGAUUCCUGUUCUUAGUAUAUCUGUUGAAUUGCGUUAGCUAUCCAUCCCUCUCGGUGUGAAUUAAAUCUAAUUAACAGCUUAAAUGUUUAUUGGAAUGACUGUUUGCGCCAUCGCGCUCCACUUAAUUAUAUAUGAGUGAGAAACAGAUAAGAGUGGGGUGGUCCCCCCCCCCCCCACUCGCCCCACCCGCCCCCUACAAGUAAAUGAUUUUGCUGUAAUGAAAAUUAUUUUUAUUAUAUGGGAAAACUUUUUUUUUUUUUUAAUCAUAUUAACAUGAGGAGAAAGAUAUUAAAUAAAUGAUUGAAAUCACAGAAAAUAUGUGCGCUGUAUGUGGAGUAUCAUCUGAUUUCUUGUCCUACGGUGUCAUCGAGUUGUGCUCAGGAAUUCCCAGGAUGUUUAAAGCUUGAGUUUUUCUUUCAUGACCACCUCCCUCCCUCUCUCUCUCUCUCUCUCUCUCUCUCUCUCUCUCUCUCUCUCUCUCUCUCUCUCUGUCAUUUACGCUUGGUGUAAGGAGAUGCCACGAGCUGACGUAAGCACUGAGCACUGAAAUGACAGAUUACAUGCAGGUUGAGACGGUAGCCAAGAGGAAGAUCAUUACCCUUUAUUAGAGCUGCGUGGGAAACUGGAAACAGUUUGGGCCACCGUUCUCUUAACCACUGAUGAGCAAAUAAGUUAAACUGGGUUAACUAGGUGUCCUGUAAGGUCACGUAUAUAUAAUAUAGUUUGGUUAGUUUAGUAUGUCUAGCUUUAAAAAAAACAUAUAAGCAAUAAUAUAGCAAUUUAUCCAUAUAGUAGGAGGAAAAAAAGCAGAGUUUAGAAGCAAAAGCAUGAGACAGUAAGUCGUUCUUCAAAUAUAUAAUCUUAGUUCAGUCAUACAGAUAUAUACAUUGUAUAAUAAAUAAUAUUUAUAAAAACAUAGCAUUUCCAGACGAUAAAAUAAAAAAAAAAAAGGAGAAAAAAGAAAAGAAAGGGAAUUAAUAACUUUGUACAAAACUUUGGAUAUAUAGCGGGCUGGGAGGAACAGAAAGGAAAGGGAGUGCUGAAAUGACCAGUGAUGCUGGGUGGAGUUCCUCGUGGGAAGGGGGAGACGAUGUGUAGAUGUGGCUGUGGAUGUUCAGCGGACGAUUCCGUCUCGAGGAGGCAGCGCUAAUGUCUACCUUCUCCUUCUGUAGUUAAAUUUAAUGAAUGGGAUGCGUGUAGGACUGUUGGAACAUGUAUGGAACCCUGGGCCUGUCUGUUUGUCUGUGAAGCCAGUCAUCCCUUCAUCCCGUCGUACCCUCCCCCACGACAUCAGCCAUCGCACACACACUCGGGUCAGGACACUCGGAUCGUGUCGCCUUUGAACGUCCAAACAGCAGCUAUGCAAAGAUUUGAGAAUUUAACCUGUAAAGUCUCCCAAUUUAUCCCCCCAUUUCCAAGAUCUACAGAUGUUAGAGAAGAUUAGAUGGUUAUAUAUAAUUCCUAACAUUCAUUCCGUUAUUCAGUGUGUUCGAAAGUGCAAAUUUCACUCUAGAACUC